UAUCAUUUGCGGAUAUAUUAAAUACCUACCAACGAAUCAUUCGAUUCAGGAAUUUUGAAUGCGAUGCAUUCUUGUUCUUAUGCUAGUUCAUUUAUAAAAUAACAACGUUUGUGUGGACCCGUUUUUCCAAACAACUGUUCAAUGUUGUUUAAAGUCAGUAUUAAGAAACACUCGUCGUUAUCAUUCGCUGUGACUGCCGUCCUUUUCUUGCAAUAUGUUGGCUCACAAUCGACUAACCCGCUCCCACCACCACAAGAGCAAAAUAAUAAAAGAAUACAUUUACCAACACCGGAUAUUGAUUGGGAAAUGAUUCGCAACCCCAAUGUGACUUAUCUGUACGUUGAUAAAACUCAAUAUUUAUGGAAGUUGGUCAUAAAUGAAAAAGCGAGAAGAAGAUUCAUAGGACGUUAUCGGCGUUUCGGCAAAUCAAUGUUUCUACAAAUGGCAGAACAAUUUUUCAGGGGCAACGAAGUUUUGUUCAAAGGACUAUUCAUAGAAAAACAUGGAAAUAAAAACCUUUUUCCAACUGAGCAACCAUCUGAUGUUGAAGGUAAAUGGAUGAAAUACCCAGUUAUUAAUUUGAAUUUUAAGACGAUGGAAGAAUUUACAACAAUUGAAGAUUUCAAAAAAGACUAUUACAAAAGAAUAGAAACGAUCGCACGAGAAUACGAAGUGCAUGAUUUUGAACCUGGCCAUGGCAGUACCAUGCAACUUAUUGAACUAUUGUAUUUCAAAUUUAAUAGAACGCCUGUAAUUGUUCUCGUGGACGAAUAUGAUUCUCCAUAUGAAUACGCUCUUUCUCAGAAUAACGCAAACCUGGCAAAACAAAUAAGAAAUUAUCUGGACAACUUAUUCGGAAUGAUGAAAAACGACGUUAGAAGAGUCGGCUUUUUAUUCAUUAUGGGCAUUUCCAAAUUAGUUAUGGGCGUUUUUCAAAGCGGUGCCAAUAAUAUAGUGGAUGAAACUUACAAUCCGGAAUAUGCCGAAGCCUUCGGUUUCACUGAAGAAGAGAUUACAGAGCACUUAGGACUCUACAUCGACGAAUUUGCAAAGAAUGUGUCGCUAACUCGCAAAAACAUCAUGGAUUCUCUCAAACACUGGUACGAUGGUUACCAGUUUGACCCAAAUAAUCGCUCUCGUCGGGUGUUUAACCCAGUAUCAACCUUCUCUAGCAUACGAAACAAAAGAUUCGAUUGCUACUGGAUUAAAACAAGUUCGAUGGAUCCCAUUCCCGAAAUGUUCUACGAAGAAGGGUGGUCUUUAGACCGCUUACUGAAAGGAACGGUUAUUUCUUCAUCUCUCAUAAUGGAUGGGUUAACUGAACGUGAAAAACCUACGUUGAUCAGGUGGAUGUUUUAUAACGGCUAUUACACCCUAGAUGGGCAGGACUUUCCCAAUAUUAAAUUGAAAAUACCUAAUACGGAAAUUGAAACAGCCAUCAAUAAAACGUUACUGUCCUACGAUCCUACGGCACAAAAACCUUACAAGGAACUGUGUUUAAGUCAACUAUUAAUGUUCAAAGUUCAUCUUGAAUCAGAAAAUAUUCAAGAAGCUAUAUCCAUUUUAAGAAAAAUUGGGUUUCCGGCAUACUCCCAUCCGCUGACUCAAAAGAUAGAGUCAUUCGAAGUCGAGCGAAGAUUGGACAUGCUGUUUGAAAUCGCCGGCAUCAAACACCAAAGCGGAUUCAUAUUUAAGAAAGCUGAUGGAGGAAAAGAUGAUGGUGGCGACAUCGAAAUUUGGACUGAAGACUUGGCUAUAAAUUAUGUGAUUGAAACUAAAACUACCCCCGGAACCAAUGGCGAAUCCAGAGCUCUACAUGGCAUAGAACAGUUAUUAAAUUACACCCGAAACUAUCGAGAUUCUUUGAUGAUAAAACUGAGUCAUCCAGAAAAGAUUUUUUUUUUGUCUUGGGCCUUUGAGCUCCGCGAAGGGUGCGCCAACUUGACGAGCUGGAUUUUUUUACCGGUAUAUAAUGGUGAACCCGAUCUCGAUAACUUUCAAGCCAGCUCAGAUGGUGUGGAAAGAAGGUUUGAGGAUUUUAAGAAAGAAUGGCUACCGAAAUAACCUUUUUUGUUCUAGAAAUUCAUUUUGAAGCCAUGCAGAUUUGUAAAUAGUAAGGUAGGUGUGAAAAAAUCGCGCUUCUGCGCAUUUAAACUUUCUUCAUAUGUGUAUCCGGGUUUCUUAAAAAUUUUGUAAGGAUGAAGGCAAUGAAAAAUUCAAGUUCUUACCCCAAAAAAAGCGCCUUGAAUGAUAUGUUUACUUUCUGGCUAAUCAAAAAAUAUGUACCAUUUUUAGUUGAAAAGGGUAUAGGAGGAUAAGGUACGGUUUUGGGCCCAGGGCGGCUAUUACCGAAAUAUUUUUGCCUCCGCAAUCUCCGCAAUCGACGUAAUGAGCGUUGCAAAUUAUUGGCGUUAUCUUGAAAAAAAAGAAAUUUUAAUUGUUGAUUGGGCUUUUAUAAACAUAAUUGCUACUCAAAUAUUAAAAUAACGCACAUUACGCUCAACACGGUUGGUUUUCAUCGACGCAAACGACGCAAUCUUGUAACGUUCAUUGCGUUCGAUUACGUCGAUUGCGGAGGCAAAAAUAUUUCGGUAAUAGCCGCCCUGAAAUGGAUUUCGACGAAAUUCACACCAAAGGUUACCCAUGAUGAGAAGAUACGCUCAAAAAAUUUUCAGACCCCCAGACCUUUUUUUCAGGGGGGGAGGGGCCAAAAUGUGUUUUUUAAACUUUAUUUUCCAGUGUUUCGCCAAAAGUAGAUAAAAAUUUCGCGUUUUUUUGUAUCAAUUCUUAAGGGUGAGGGGAAGCCCCUGAAAUUUUUUCAAAAUUUUUCGGACCAUUUUUCACCAAAUUGUGGCGUUUUGAAAAUUUUGAGCGGUCAUUUUGUAAAGAAGUUGCGGAGGUACAGUCACCAUUUUUUUUCCUAAAAUACGUUAUUUAGUCAAGAUUAUACCAUAAAAGUUUCAACGAGUUUGAGUUGGUGCAACAUUGUCAAAAAAAAUAAAAACUGACCACGCGUCAUAUUUGCCGGGGGUUGGGCAUGAUAGUCCACGGCGCUAUCGUGGGAAGUUACGUAGCGUUCGCGCGCGUUACUGUCGUUCGUGGUUGUCUCAUAGUCCAGUCAAAUAGGGGGGAAAAAUGGGUGAACCACAUACUCGUUAUUUCAAUCAAAUAUUUUUUGGUGAAUAUUGUCAGAAAUGUCAACCCCCUCCCUUCAUAUAUACCCCUCGAAAUGGCGUUUUUUCGUCUUAUUUCAUGUUUUUUAACAAUGAAAAUUGCGAGGAACAAUUUUCUAAACAUGUUUUUUGGAUGUAUUUACGACCCCUCAAUAUCAUAUAUUUUUUCGAAAUUUUUGUUUUGGCAGGUCCGUCAUGGUGAAAAUUUGAAAAAACGAGUCAUAGAGGGGGUAAAAUGAGUAUUUUGGAAGAAUUAACUAUUAAUGAGUGAGGUGUCGUUUCCGCAUGAUUCGAUACCACUAAGCACGAAUAUGACGUCAGAUUUUCUGCUGCACUCAUCAAGCCCCCCCCCAAGUGUCUUCACUCCUUCAGCCUCCUCCUCAAUUUUUAAUAUUUUUGAAAUAUAGUUAUUUUGAUGAUAUUGGUGUUUUCAUAUGUUUCAAACCUACGGAGCACAAAUUUUAUGUCAGAUUUUGUUUUGCACCUACCUGGCCUCUCCAGGGCCUCAGUCCCCUCCUCAAUUUCUACUGUUUUUUAAACGGAACUACUUUUAUAAUAUUGGUGUAGUUUUCAAGUCAACCGAACUACCCGAAUGGAAAUACAAACGUCAGAUUUCGUUUUACUCCCACCCAGCCCCUCCGGAGCUUCUACAGGGGCCGGGUAAGUGUAAAACAAAAUCUGACGCAACAUUUGCGCUUGGGAGGUUCGAACGACACCAGUAUCAUAACGUCAUUAUGAGGGGGUAAAUAUGAAGGGAGGGGGUUGAAAUUUCUUAUGGGUACACCCCUUACAAAUGUUUACAACGUACUUAAAAAUGAGAAAAAUCGGUUCACAUGGGGCUGAGAAAAUAAUUUUUAUUCCAUUCCAGAAAAAGGGUGUUUUUCAAAAAUGGGAUGAGGGGGUCUGGAGAUCUGAAACUUUCAAUGCGGAAGUUCCUCGUUAAGUACCUUUACCUACCUAGUACCUACCUACCUAACAUGCAAAUAUCAAUCCAAAAGCUCACGGAGCCCAUUUCUAAAAAUUACGUCACUUCGAGGGAUCGUAGCGCCACCCCCUUGGGGCUAGGGAGUUGGUUGAUAGAUCAUUCGAUAGGUAUUUGAGAGGACAUAAAAUAAUCACAAAGCUCAUUCUACUCGAAAGUUGAUAUUUUAGAAGUUUUUAACGAAAAUCUGAUUUUGAAGGGGUGUGAUCCACUGUGGGAGGGGUCGGGGGGAUUUUAAUAUGUUGUUCACCACACUACUCUUGACAAUAUUCACCAAAAAAUAUUUGAUUGGAAUAACGAGUAUGUGGUUCACCCAUUUUUCCCCCCUAUUUGACUGGACUAUGAGACAACCACGAACGACAGUAACGCGCGCGAACGCUACGUAACUUCCCACGAUAGCGCCGUGGACUAUCAUGCCCAACCCCCGGCAAAUAUGACGCGUGGUCGGUUUUUAUUUUUUUUGACAAUGUUGCACCAACUCAAACUCGUUGAAACUUUUAUGGUAUAAUCUUGACUAAAUAACGUAUUUUAGGAAAAAAAAUGGUGACUGUACCUCCGCAACUUCUUUACAAAAUGGCCGCUCAAAAUUUUCAAAACGCCACAAUUUGGUGAAAAAUGGUCCGAAAAAUUUUGAAAAAAUUUCAGGGGCUUCCCCUCACCCUUAAGAAUUGAUACAAAAAAACGCGAAAUUUUUAUCUACUUUUGGCGAAACACUGGAAAAUAAAGUUUAAAAAACACAUUUUGGCCCCUCCCCCCCUGAAAAAAAGGUCUGGGGGUCUGAAAAUUUUUUGAGCGUAUCUUCUCAUCAUGGGUAACCUUUGGUGUGAAUUUCGUCGAAAUCCAUUUCUGGGCCCAAAACCGUACCUUAUCCUCCUAUACCCUUUCUGUAAUUUAGUAGAAGAGAAGAGGUGAUUCUGGCCAGAAUUCAAAUUGGACAUACUGCAUUGACACACAGAUCACUUUUUACUGAAAAAUCCCUAAAAAAAUGUGACACUUGUAAUGUGAAUGUGACAAUCCAACACAUCUUAGAAUCAUGCAAAAUAUAUGAGAAAAUCAGAAACGAAACACUUGGGGUAAAUUUUAAAUGCAUACAAGUAUAUGAAGAUAAAGAAGAAAUGUGUGUAAAGUUGUUCUUGUUCCUAAUUCGUGCAGGGAUUUAUGACUUGUUAUAAUUUAUUCGUUUUGAUUUGUUGAAUUUUGAAUUUUGUUGAUCUUUGUUAAAUCAUGUUAUUAUUUUUGUUGAAUUUUCAUUAUAUAUUUAUGAAUUUUGCUAUAUUUUUGUUGAGACUAUUUUGUUGUUAUAUUUCUAUUAUUUGUUAAUUUAAUUUCUGUUGUUGGAUUGUUGACGUUGAAGGCCAAGAUACCGGACGUCAUAAAAUAAAACUUUUUGAUGAUGAUGAUGAGGGUGCUCUAUGUAUUGUUUGUUUACUUUUUAGCAUACCCGUGGGCAGAGAUUAGACAUUUUUCAAACGCAUUUUUUUAUUAGUUGGAGAUAAUGAAAGUGAAUAAUUAUGAGUGAAAACGUUAUUACUGUAUUGAAACAACUUAAUAAAACGUUGAAACAAGCCAAACGAUUAAAAUAUACUUAAUGAAUUCAGAUGAUUCUCGAUAUUCGAGCAUUCAUUGUCAGUCAUUACAGCACAAUUCUGAAACUACUGAACAGAAUUUGAUGAAAUUUGAAUAUGUUGUGCAGAAAUGAAUUCCCGACAACUUGACGUUGCCCUUUUUUUGAUUAAUUCUGUUAAAUCAAAGUUAUAGCCAUUUGAAAUUUUCAAAUGGCAAUAUCUCGAAAAAUACGAAGAAAUUUGAAAAAAGGGCAACGUCAACCUCUCUGGACCAUUUUUAUGCUCAAUAUAUUCAAAUUUCAUCAAAUUCUGUUCAGUAGUUUCAGAAUUAUGCUGUGAUGACUGACAAUGAAUGCUCGAAUAUAGAGAAUCGUCUGAAUUCAUUAUAUUUUUUAUUUUAAUCGUUUAGCUUGUUUCAAAGUUUUAUCAUGUUGUUUCAAUACAGUAAUAACGUUUUCACUCAUAAUUAUUCACUUUCAUUAUCUGCAACUAAUAAAAAAGUGCGUUUGAAAAAUGUUUAAUCUCUGCCCGCGGGUAUGCUAAAAAGUAAUCAAACAAUACAUAGAGCACCCUCUUAAAAAUACUACUAAAAAGAAAUACUUACAGGUUUACGAAUAUGAAAAGCCACUUCUGUAAUGUUCGAAGUACAUUUGACCCAAAUUUCAGCUUUAUUGGUGCCAUAUUCAAAGAUGUACAUUUGUCUAAAGAAGUAUGUACUUGAUUUUUGAAAUAUUGUUGGUAACGAUUUGCCAUUUUUGACCACACUUUAGACAACGAAACCUUAGAUCGCACCUAUUCUGGUGGAGCAUACCGGCAGCUUUGAAUAUUGCACCAAUCAUAAUGGAAUUUUUAGUUACACUUCAAACAGUGUAGUAUUGCCUUGUUUUAUUUAUAAAAUAAAAUAAAUCAAUAUUUUAUUUUCUUUUAUUAGUUAAAAAGAAAAGCACAAGUUGUAUUUUCAUUCCCCAUAUAUAAUUUGAUAACAAUUUCGUUUAUUAGAGGGGUACAAAUUCGCAGCCAAGUAUUUCUCAUUUUCUAAGCAUUUCUCAAAGACAGCAAUUGAAACCCAAAAAAUUUUUUGAGUCACACUUAUUAUUUUUUUCAAGUAGGUAUUUACGCAAAAGGGAUUUAUAGCAUUAGAUGCUAUUUCCAGUUCCUUCAGUAUCUGUAACUGGACUCAUUCUGUUGAUAAAAAAUAGAACCAUAUGCAAUCAGAAUAACAUUUUCCUCCAUGUGUAUUGGUUUGACGGAUGUAAGUAGCAUCUAUAAAAAUUGAACCGUAUGUAUGUGCUCAGAAUAAAAUCUUUCUGCUUCCAAACUACCUUAAAUUUUCUGUGUUCCCAAAAAAUGAAUGUGAUUAAAUGCAAAUUAAUGUUACUGAAUUAUACACAUGUGUUUAAUUUCAUUUUUUUUAAAAUGACUGAUAUCCACAAAAAAAUCUUUGGGAAAGAAUUCCAACCCCCGCCCACCCACUUCCGAAACAUUUAACUAUUCUAAAAAUAGAAAUAAUCUGAAAAACAAUAUCAAAAAAAAAAAAAAAAAAAAAAAAUGAAAAAAAAAUU
Planococcus citri (citrus mealybug) is the source of this 7282-nucleotide messenger RNA. RefSeq lists its product as uncharacterized. The coding region runs from base 142 to 2064 and encodes 640 amino acids. The record is from RefSeq and is a predicted model, not a curated record. Lineage: Eukaryota; Metazoa; Arthropoda; Insecta; Hemiptera; Pseudococcidae. The transcript has 2 exons.